Molecule: messenger RNA, 2792 nt
Organism: Limanda limanda (common dab)
Lineage: Eukaryota; Metazoa; Chordata; Actinopteri; Pleuronectiformes; Pleuronectidae
Gene: zdhhc3a
Product: zinc finger DHHC-type palmitoyltransferase 3a
Exons: 7
Coding region: 362-1297 (311 amino acids)
Biological process (GO): peptidyl-L-cysteine S-palmitoylation; protein targeting to membrane
Cellular component (GO): Golgi apparatus; endoplasmic reticulum
Molecular function (GO): protein-cysteine S-palmitoyltransferase activity
Source: RefSeq, a predicted model, not a curated record
GUUCACCAUACGCGGAGAACCGUGCGCUACCACGGCUGCAAACACUAUAUCAUAUAUGCCACGUCGUGUUGUUUGUGAAGGGCGGGAGGAGCAUGUUGAGGAGGUGUCACAGAACAGCUGCAGAGGGAUCGGCUUGAAGGUGCUCUUCCUGGCUCAUCGUUCAGAUGAGAUUCAGCGGUAAAUAAUGAUCAUUCAUCUCCAGUGAAGGCAGCCGAACAGUCCCGGUAGUCUAUCGCUUCACAGUUUAAAAAAUUCACUAGAGACACAAAUUGUGGACCCUCCUGCUCUUCACCAUCAGCAUGCGGUGACUGGGGUCUGAAGACCCAGUGUGUCCGGCAGCAGCAGGCAGCUUAGAUGAAGGAUGAAGAGCCCAGUGCACAGAUACAGGGACGUAGAGCAUGGGCGUGGGCAUGCCGGGGAUAGGGCAGGAGUAAACUGCCUACAGGCUGAGCAGCGCAUCCCCAUUUCCAAAGAUGUUAUCACUUCCUCCUCUGCCUCUGCCAUGUGGUUCAUCUGGGAUGCCUGCGGCAUUGUGUGCGCGGUCAUCACCUGGCUGCUGGUGUUGUAUGCCGAGUUUGUGGUGCUGUUUGUAAUGCUGCUUCCCUCCAAGAGUCUGACUUACUGCAUUAUGAAUGGGACCUUGUUCAACACACUGGCCUUCCUUGCCCUGGCCUCACACCUCAGGGCCAUGUGCACUGACCCUGGGGCCGUACCUAAAGGGAAUGCUACUAAGGAAUACAUAGAAAGCCUUCAGUUGAAACCAGGUCAGGUGGUCUACAAAUGUCCAAAGUGCAGCAGCAUCAAGCCUGACCGUGCACACCACUGCAGUGUUUGCAAACGCUGUAUACGGAAGAUGGACCAUCACUGCCCCUGGGUCAAUAACUGUGUUGGGAAGAACAACCAAAAGUACUUUGUGCUUUUCACAAUGUAUAUUGCACUCAUCUCUCUCCAUGCUCUGGUCAUGGUGGUCUUCCAUUUCCUCUAUUGCUUUGAAGAUGAUUGGACAAAGUGCAGUUCCUUCUCUCCCCCUGCAACAGUCAUCCUCCUCAUACUCUUGUGCUUUGAGGGUCUCCUAUUCCUCAUCUUCACCUCUGUGAUGUUCGGCACCCAAGUCCAUUCCAUCUGUACCGAUGAGACCGGUAUAGAGCAGUUGAAAAAGGAAGAGAGAAGAUGGGCUAAAAAAACUAAAUGGAUGAACAUGAGGGCGGUGUUCGGACACCCUUUCUCCUUAUUGUGGUUUAGUCCCUUCUCCACCCCUGACCAUGGGAAGGCUGAGACAUACCAGUAUGUGGUGUGAGAGCUCAGCGCAGGGAACAGGGCAGCUGGGUCGGAAACAAAUUGGGAUGCCCGGUCCAACCCCACAGAGCAGACGUUUGCCAUUUUGUUGCUCCCAAUGCUGAACACGAUUUACACUCUGUAUCAUGGACAGCUUCUCAUCUCUUUUCAUGUUGCCAAACCAAGUGCGCUAUACAUUCAAUUUUGUGAUGAGUCGCAGAGAAAAGGAAACUUUCAGUUUGUGUAUCCUGUUUCAAACUAUGAUGAAUCUGUUUUUGUCUGACCUUCUCUGUGUUGUAUCAGAAGCCCAUUUUCUCACUGUGUCUUGUCUUGUUUUUCCUUAAAGGGGACAUAUUGUGCCCAUUUUACCACAGUCGAUAUGGUUCCUUGGGGUCUUAAUGAAAUGUCUGUAACAUAUUUUGGUCAAAAUACCACAAGGAUCAUUUAAAACAGCACCCUUUUUACCCUGUCUAAAACAGCCCUCCUCAGAUUGACAUGUUUUGAGGUGGGGGUGAAGGGGCUUCCGUAUGCCUCCCUCCUCACUGGCCAUGUAAGGGACUCCCAUUGGGCCUGUGACGAGGGAGGCACACGGAAGCUUAUUCGCAGUCACUCAAGCAUGACGUUUCUGACAUAGAGAAACCAUAACAAAUCGCGGGAGUUGUUUUUUUUCCAGAGUUUUUGGGACGGUAGACAUGCCAGAUACCCAAAUAAAUUUUCAUAAUGUGUCCCCUUUAAGAUUUUAUUUCAGCUAAUUUACGAGAAGUCAUUUAACCACCUUUCCCUAUUGAUUUCUUGUCACUCAAAUAGUUUGAGAUUUAGGUACUGAAGUUUUAAGACAUGGAAUGACAUUUCUACUGCCAUCCCAGUACAAUAGAAAAAAAAAUUCCUGAGGGUUGCAACGAAUCUUUUUUAAAUUUUUUUAUUAUACCCAAAUGUAUCAAAUUUACUCCCACAGGAGAAAAAUAGAACAAACAGGACAUUGCUUCUGGCAAUACAUACAAUAAAGCUUUUUUUUUUCGAGUUUAGAAACAUUGCAAACUAUAUACAACUCAAGGUAAAUGGUAAAGAAUUUCUAAUUUUGGUGAAUUUUUCAAAGCAACAAUCAAAUGCAACAAUUUUACCAUACAAAAACAGCUUGAACAUCAUCUUGAUGUUGUGCCUCUCUCGUUUUCACUCUGGUCCUCUUCAGAAAUGUUAUCAACAUCUGAUCUGAUCAUAAGAGUUAAGCGCAGGUCUGAACACACCCAAAUGCGUCCUGAGAUCUGAUCACUCAAGCCAAAUCCGGAGAUGGUCCGGGAAGCAUGUGAUCAGAUUUUUGCUAAGUGAAUGCAAAUGCAAUCUGGGCCCGAAAGGAAGGGCUGCAUACUCAUCUUACCUACCAUAGUUUCACAAUGAAUUAAACAUUUAAUAAAGAAUCUAACAUGUUUACACAUCUCAGUGCCCAUAUUUUGUUGGUAGCCACAGCACAAAUAUCAACCCUUUUCACAACAUAAUGAUUGGUGUUUUCCUUAAAUUGA